GCUUACUGGACUAAGCAAUACCAGUGGGACUUGAAGCAAACAACAGUGAAGAUGAAACUGUAUCUGAUACUUGCCUUUGUGGCAUUCACAGGCUGCCAGGCCAACCUAUUCUAUGCUGAUGAGCCCAAACCACAGCUGGAGCAGCUGACAGAUGCAUUCUGGAGCUAUGUUUCCAAAGCAACACAAACUGCAGAGGAAACCGUCAAGAUGAUCAGAGAGUCUCAACUGGGUCAAGAAGUCAAUGAAAGACUGACCCAGAGUGCUGAUAUGGCCAGUGAAUACGCCGUCACCCUCAAGAAACAGGUGGAUCCUCUGACUGAAGAGCUGAUGAACAAAAUCACCAAGGAGACUGAAGUGCUGAGGGAGCGUCUGGGGCAGGACCUGAUCAAUGUGAGAGAGAAACUCGAGCCCUAUGCUGACAACAUGAAGAGCCAGAUCCAGCAGAGAGUGGAGGAGCUCAGGGCGGCCAUGGCUCCGUAUGCUGACUCCCUGGAUUCUGAAACCCUGAAGGCCACUCUUCUCCAGAAGAGUGAGGAGCUGAGAGGAAACCUGGAGCAGAGUGUGAAGGAGCUGCAGGCUCAGCUGGAGCCCUACACUGCUGAACUCAAGGAGAAAGUGGACCAGCAUCUGCAGGAGUUCCAGAAAACUGUGAGUCCUCUAGCUGAGGAUCUGCAGGUCCAGAUUAGAGAGAGAGCCCAGAUUGUCCAGCAGAGUCUUACACCCUAUGCUGAAGACCUUAAGGAGAAGCUGGACCCCUAUGCACAAAACCUAAAAGACCAGCUGAUCUCUCUGUACGAUUCUUUCACCAAGAGAUAUUAAAUGCUCAACAGACUUCUUCCUACUGUAUGUCACUAACAGAACUGUUUUUCCUUUUAUGAGUUUUUUUUUUUACUCUAAAAUCUAACUCUCCAAUUACUGUGACCCAAAUCACACUUCUAAACAACAACAAGAUCUUUUUGGGUCAAACACUAAUAUACAUAAAGGAAUUGGGGAUUGGUUUUGUUCUAAAAUACAGUUGUUUACACAUUAGCCAUCCCACCAGAUGCAGAAAUUUCACUCACUUUCUAACUGUUGUGUAUUUAUUAAGCAACUCUUUAUUACUUCUGACAGAAAAUGCUUUUCUUGCAAAUGUAUAAAUGCCAAGUGUAUCAUUUGUCGUAUUUAUGCAACAAUAAAACACCUGCAAUUUAUUAA
This is a messenger RNA of Danio rerio (zebrafish), 1194 nucleotides long. It is a transcript of the gene apoa4b.1, whose product is annotated as apolipoprotein A4 b, tandem duplicate 1. Gene Ontology annotation, cellular component: extracellular region. Gene Ontology annotation, molecular function: lipid binding. Gene Ontology annotation, biological process: lipid transport; lipoprotein metabolic process. NCBI's taxonomy places the organism in Eukaryota, Metazoa, Chordata, Actinopteri, Cypriniformes, Danionidae. The record is from RefSeq and is marked provisional.